Messenger RNA from Schizosaccharomyces cryophilus OY26, 2178 nucleotides. Its product is annotated as Clp1-interacting protein Nsk1. The record is from RefSeq and is a predicted model, not a curated record. The coding region runs from base 486 to 1751 and encodes 421 amino acids. NCBI's taxonomy places the organism in Eukaryota, Fungi, Ascomycota, Schizosaccharomycetes, Schizosaccharomycetales, Schizosaccharomycetaceae. The transcript has a single exon.
GAAAUUUAGAUAAAAUUAAGCAGCCCUUAUUCCACCAACCUAGCUCCCUUCGUUUCCUUGUUUACAUUCAAUCUGAGUCUGAUCCUUUGCUAUCUCCAGUGUAGUUAUGUGAUUUUGAAGCGCACUAACCAAAACCCUCACAACUUCGAAUUCCCAUAUUUAGCCCUAUUUAUUAAAUAAAUCUAUCAAUUUCUUGCUCUCACCGAGGCAGUAUUUCCCUAAAUAUUGGAAAUCCUUGAGUAGGCUCCGAAAUUGCUUGUUUUCGCCUUUGAAAAGGCCUUCAUCCUUAGUCUUUUUUUUUUGCUCUUUUAAGGUUUCUUGAAAGAAGAAAAGAAAGAAGAAGGCACCAUAAAAGUGUACUGCUGCUUUACAUUGCUACAUUUCUUUUCGACUUCAACGAGUUCUUCACCGUCGUCUUUUAUUUGUUUACUCAUAUUUAAAUCGUUCAGGAUCAUUCAUUCUCUUUCCAUUUAUAAGCUUUCACUAUGUCAGGAUCUUCACGCUUUUCGAAUACGGAUAUAACACCUUUUCUGAGUCUCCCAUCCGUUCCUUUAUCAUCCGUCUCCGUGCACGGUCGUCCUUCAUUUCACAGUAGUUUGGCUUCAUCACCUCUUCGGAUUUUGUCUCCCUUUAAACCACCAUCCUCUUCAUUUCCACGAGUAGGGAGUCCAUCAAAAGCUACUUCCCCUUCCGUUAUCAGUUCCCUUCAAGAGAAAACUUCUACGCCUUCAAAGAAACGAGACGUUUCCUCAGAUAGCUCUCCUUCACCAAAGACCUUUCUUCCAACCAAAACAGCUGGUAAUGAACAAAAUCCGACAUCUACUCCAAAGAUGCCUUCAAGUCCUUCUUCGACAUUAACACCGCCUGGAAUCCUUGAACAAGACAACUUUUUUUCGGCUCGUUCAAAACGGAAAAACAAUCUUUUCCUUGUAGAUGAAAACGGUUCUAGUCGUGUUGUCCUUGGAACUCCUUCGCGAGUUCCAAGUCCUACCAAAACAGGAUCCAUGCUUAACUCUCCACCUUCAAGGGUGGAACUAAAAAAUUCUCCGAAAUUAAGUACAUCUUCUAUUCAUUCUCCACCUUUACGCUCCCCAGUCCGUUCCCCGUUACGUACGCCUUUGUCACCACCUUCCAGAAAAAGACUACGUGCUAAGAAUGAGCCUGUUUCUCCUACCCCAGCCUCUCCCAGUCCACCACCUAAACUUCCCUCUAUUUUAGGCCGGCCUCGGCGGUUGGCUGCUAUGGAAGCAAGCCCCGCCAUCCGAAGAGCUUUGGCUUCAUCAAGGCAAACAAAGUUGGCCUCAGAUCAUUCCGCAAAGAUCAAUGCAGUUCCUCACGCAAAAGGGGAGACAAGUUUUUCAAAGAAGAUAAAAGAAUUAACUUCCUCGGAUGGCAAUCAUGGAGAAAAAGCAUUGCGACAAAGGAAUGUAAAAAGCUCGGGAGCACCUGAUAAAAUUUUUAGUCCGCAAGAACGAGCUGAAGAAAAUGAUGUGCAUAAUGUUGACCCUUUGUCAAGAAGGAAGCCGUUCGGAGAGGAAAAUGGUGCCCAACCUUCCCAAAGACGAAGCGAUCCCGCUAAUAAGAAGCCUGUCAAUGUUGAUGCCAAAAAAUCACCCUCUAAUUCAAAGCGCAAAGUGAAAUGGUCCAAAAAACUGGUGCAUGGUAGCAGCGAUACGGAACCUACUUCCCCGUCUCGUCCUUCAAAGUCAGAACCGUCCAAAAGCUGUCUUGCUUCUAAAUUAAGAGACUAACAUUUUUCUUUGAUUUUGCGCUAAUUACUGAGCUGUAUAGUUAUUCUAAGGUGAGUAAAUUUUGUCGAGCGCUGUUUCACGAUGAAAUUGAAAGUGAGAGAAUGUUCAUUUCAGUUAAUGUUUUUGCUACAAAUCUAAUGGUCAUGGUUGAAAUGAAGUAAAGAAUUGAAUUUUUUUUCUCCCUUAAUACUUUGAGGCUAUAUUCUAUUUCAAAAGAAUUACGUCGUUUAUGCAAGUCUCAUGGUCUUUGAGAUACGUAUUACAUUUCAUAGUCUUCUUUUUUACGAUUAUUCACUUAAGGCCGAGAUUUCUUUUAUGAACCACGGGUUGGAUAUGUUUGUUAGAUGUUGUUUAUUUCCCUAUCGUACAAGCUAUAUGUGUUGUAGUAAAUUUUUGUUUCUUUAAAUAUAUCAUUCUGUAUGCAUAG